Messenger RNA from Larimichthys crocea (large yellow croaker), 1623 nucleotides. It is a transcript of the gene cpb2, whose product is annotated as carboxypeptidase B2 (plasma). Gene Ontology annotation, molecular function: zinc ion binding; metallocarboxypeptidase activity. Gene Ontology annotation, biological process: fibrinolysis; proteolysis. Bases 62 to 1348 code for a protein of 428 amino acids. The record is from RefSeq and is a predicted model, not a curated record. NCBI's taxonomy places the organism in Eukaryota, Metazoa, Chordata, Actinopteri, Sciaenidae. The transcript is spliced from 11 exons.
UCUCCCUAUCCCCCGUGUUUUAAGCAAACCGCUGUCAUUUACAGUCUUGAGCCCUGACAUCAUGAAGACUCUUUUGAUUUUGUUUGUUUUCAUGAAUCUCAGGCCGGGACACUGCACAGAAACGCGUGAUCAAAUUCUGUCAAUCACCCCAAAAACACAAGAGCAAGUGGACAUCUUGAAGAAUGUGUCCACUCAGUAUGAGACCUCCUUGUGGCAGCCUGCUUCACCUCAGUACAUCAAGGAAGAGACUCAGGUCCACCUGUACGUUCCUGCAAACAGCUCAGAGACCGUCGUGGAUCUGCUAGAGAAACACAACAUAACUCAUGAGGUGUUACAGGCCAAUGCCAACGAGCUGAUUGAAAUGCAGACAAGGAACGACUCCACAGACCCACGGAGCGGGGCAACGUUUUACGAGAGAUAUCACGAUCUGAAUGAUAUCUACUAUUGGAUGGAAAGGAUCAUACAGGACAACCCCAGCAAGGUCAAGCUCAUUCUCAUCGGCUCCUCGUCUGAGAAGCGACCUCUCUAUGUUCUGAAGUUGUCUCUAAAUGACAACCCAGACAAAAAAGCAAUGUGGAUCGACUGCGGGAUCCAUGCCAGGGAGUGGAUCUCUCCUGCUUUCUGCUUAUGGUUUGUGCAGCAUUCUUUAUCAUUUUACGGGCAGAACCAAGACAUCACUUACAUCCUGAACAACAUGGAUGUCUACAUCCUGCCCGUUCUGAACCCUGAUGGAUAUGAUUACACAUGGACAACAAACAGGAUGUGGAGGAAGAACCGCUCUGUCAGCAAGAGCAGCGGCUGCAUCGGAGUCGACCUCAACAGAAACUUUGAUGCCAACUGGUGCACUGAGGGGGCUUCUAAUGACCCCUGCACUGAGAUCUACUGCGGUGAGUUCCCAGAGUCUGAACCAGAGUCUCAGGCCGUCGCCGACUUCCUGCGCAACCACAAGGAUGAGGUUCAGCUCUACUUCAGCAUCCAUUCCUACUCUCAGAUGCUGCUCUUCCCGUACUCCUGCUCAAUGGAUGAAGCAGAGAACCACAAAGACCUGCUUGAGAUGACCCGAGAAGCUGCACAGAAAAUCAGAAGAUAUUAUAGGAACACGUACAAAUAUGGUGCUGGAUCAAAGACAAUAUACUUGGCUCCUGGUGGUUCUGACGACUGGGCGUACAACCUUGGCAUCAAAUACUCCUUCACUUUUGAGCUCCAGGAUGUCGGGCAGUAUGGCUUCCUUUUGCCACCAUCUCACAUUUCCAAGGCCUGCAACGAAGCUCUGAUCGCUGUGAAGACCAUCGCCCUCAGAGUUAUAGAGAAAACACGAGAUCUGGCACGUCAGUCUCCUACUUUCUAAGCAGUUUCACCUGACAUUAGGGUUGAGAGUUCAAUAUUUUGUUGUAAAUGAUGUUUAAAAGAUCUAUAAUCACUGUACACGACAUCUGUUUUUGAUUUAAGGAGAUGUUUUGUGGCAUUCCUCUAACAUAUUAUGGAUCUAUUUUCUUUUGUGUGUAUACAUAUGCAUAGGCAUACACAUGGUGUGGGAAAGAUGUCAGUCCUGUUAUUGACGGUGUUACAUUUGGUUCUCCCCAACAAUGUGAGAUAUAAUACAGCAGCUCUAUCAUUAAAAAA